CCUGAUCGCUAAUGGAGACUGGACCUUCCAGACCAUGGUGAUGCUUGAAAUAGUCCCUCAGAGUGGAGAGGUCUACACCUGCCACGUGGAGCACCCCAGCCGGACCAGCCCUGUCACAGUGGAAUGGACAUGGUGUCCCUGUAUUUCUCCGGAGGCUCCUGGAUGGCAGCUCUGACAGUGAUACUGAUGGUGCUGAGCCCGCCCCUCGCUUGGGCCAGGGAGACCCCAUCACUUUUCAUGUAUCAGUUUAAGGGCGAGUGUCAUUUCUCUAAUGGGACAGAGCGGGUGCGGCUCUUGGUUAGAGACAUCUAUAACCGGGAGGAGCACGUGCGCUACGACAGCGACGUGGGCGAGUACCGGGCGGUGACCGAGCUGGGCCGGCCGGCCGCCGAGUACUGGAACAGCCAGAAGGACCUCCUGGAGCGGAGACGGGCCGAGGUGGACACGGUGUGCAGACACAACUACGGGGCUGCGGAGAGCUUCACGGUGCAGCGGCGAGUGGCACCUACAGUGACUGUGUAUCCUGCAAAGACACAGCCCCUGCAGCACCACAACCUCCUGGUCUGCUCUGUGAAUGGUUUCUAUCCAGGCCACAUUGAAGUCAGGUGGUUCCGGAACGGCCAGGAAGAGGAGGCAGGGGUGGUCUCCACAGGCCUGAUCGCUAAUGGAGACUGGACCUUCCAGACCAUGGUGAUGCUUGAAACAGUCCCUCAGAGUGGAGAGGUCUACACCUGCCACGUGGAGCACCCCAGCCGGACCAGCCCUGUCACAGUGGAAUGGAGGGCACAGUCUGAAUCUGCUCAGAGCAAGAUGCUGAGUGGAAUCGGGGCCUUUGUUCUGGGUCUGCUCUUCCUUGGGGUGGGGCUGUUCAUCUACUUCAGAAAUCAGAAAGGACACUCUGGACUUCAGCCAACAGGACUCCUAAACUGAAGUGAAGAUAAUGACACUCAUAAGAGAAAGAACCUUCUGGCUUAGCUACUUUGCAGCAUGAAAGUGUUUCCUGUUGGGCUUUUAAUCCACAAAGAGAGUACUUUCUCAAGAUCUGGUUUGCUCCUGCAGAAAAUCUCCUCCCUGAUGGCUUCCUCAGCCCCUGCCCCUUGACCUGGAAAUCUGGAAUAUUGAAAGCAGUAUCCUAUCUUCAUUCUUUCCUGGUCCCUUUUAUAUUGAAGCCUUAUGGCCUCCCUUUCAUGUGAACACAUCUUUAACCCACAUUUCUUUACAAAGUUUUGCUCAAAUAAACGUGGAGUGAGAAGCA
Lagenorhynchus albirostris (white-beaked dolphin) is the source of this 1255-nucleotide messenger RNA. RefSeq names its product DLA class II histocompatibility antigen, DR-1 beta chain. Lineage: Eukaryota; Metazoa; Chordata; Mammalia; Artiodactyla; Delphinidae. The record is from RefSeq and is a predicted model, not a curated record. Gene Ontology annotation, cellular component: late endosome membrane; lysosomal membrane; MHC class II protein complex. Gene Ontology annotation, molecular function: MHC class II protein complex binding. Gene Ontology annotation, biological process: immune response; immunoglobulin production involved in immunoglobulin-mediated immune response; positive regulation of T cell activation. The transcript is spliced from 7 exons. Bases 124 to 930 code for a protein of 268 amino acids.